AUAGCCACCUUGCACGUUGCCGCAGUGACCGUGUUUUGCAUACAUUUUUUGCCGGGUCGCGCCGCCAGUGAGGCAGCGAGCCGCCGUCUGCGCGCCUUGGCUCUGCCGCGCCGCGCCGCGCCACCCCCGGGUACGAACGGCUGCUGCCGGCUCUCGCGCCACCGCCAACCGCGCCGCCUGCCGCUCUCCGCGCAGUGCGGCCCGGAGAUCGCGCGAUACCUGCUGCACACACUGCUCGGCCCCGCCGCCCGUCGCUUUUGCGGGCGAAACCGACACUCCGGUCUCACAUUUUCCGCGCCGCACAACUCCGUAGCUAUGGUCGUGCGCUAGUCAGCUCGCCCGAGCGCCGACCGCGGCGCCGCCAUGGUCUAGGCUAGGAGACCCAGCGAUGACAUCUCGAGAGGCUGUGGCGCCAAUCGUUUCUUCAACUUCUCGCACCGACCACGAGGUAGAAAGCCUGGAAGAGCCUGCUGUCGCUCCGAGCACCACUAAGAAUCGUCACAAACACAAGCAGAAGGACAAGAACCAGUACAACCGUUCAGAGGGAGGCAGCUUAAGCGACAGCUCCGGGAGCCUCGCCAACCAGACCAGCGGAACCAAGAGGCGCUAUAACCGCUCCGAGGGGGAGAGCCUCAGCGACAGUUCGGGCAGCGCCGUCCGACAGGAGUCUUCGCCUACUUUGACGCUCAUCUCGUCAAAGGCGCCAAAGUACCUCUACAGCCGCUUGCGGGGGCGGCGGAGGCGGCGGAAGCGGCGGCGGCGAAGAAGACCGCGGCCCAGACCCGGCUCAGCAGAAUCUAACUACUCACAGCCGUCUUCCGACUUGUCGCUGGACGAAGAGAAGGAAACGCUGAGGCGGGAGAAGGAGAGGCAGGCGCUGAGCCAGCUGGACAAGGCGCGGACGAAGCCAGUGGCGUUUGCCGUACGGACCAACGUGAGCUACGACGGCACUCUGGAUGACGACUCGCCCGUGCACGGCAGCGCCAUCUCCUUCGACGUCCGAGACUUCCUGCACAUCAAGGAGAAGUACGACAACAACUGGUGGAUCGGCCGGCUGGUGAAGGAGGGCAGCGACGUCGGCUUCAUCCCGUCUCCCGCGAAGCUAGAGAACCUGCGGCUGCAGCAGAGCCAGGCGCGCAACUCCAAGCUGUACUCGUCCAAGACGUCGUCGUCCAGUAACCUAGGUGCGCUAGUCAACGAUGUGCUCGCCUCCUCUAAGAGUGCCAACUCGCGCGGAUCCACCCCUCCCACCCCUGGCGAGGACUCCGACUCUGCGCGCCUGGCCAAGUCGACGCUGACGACGCCGCCGGCGAAGGAGAAGCGCAAGCCGUUCUUCCGCAAGCAGGAGACGAUGACGCCUUACGACGUGGUGCCUUCGAUGCGGCCCGUCGUCCUCGUCGGGCCGUCGCUCAAGGGCUACGAGGUGACGGACAUGAUGCAGAAGGCGCUCUUCGACUUCCUCAAGCACCGCUUCGAAGGCCGCAUCAUCAUAACGCGCGUGAUGGCCGACAUCUCGCUGGCGAAGCGCUCGCUGCUCAACAACCCGUCGAAGCGCGCCAUCAUGGAGCGGACCAACUCGCGGUCCACGUGCCUGGCCGAGGUGCAGGCCGAGAUCGAACGCAUCUUCGAGCUGGCCCGCACCUUGCAGCUGGUCGUGCUCGACUGCGACACCAUCAACCACCCGUCGCAGCUCGCCAAGACCUCUCUCGCCCCCACCAUCGUCUACCUCAAGAUCUCCUCGCCCAAGGUGCUUCAGCGGUUGAUAAAGUCUAGGGGAAAAUCGCAAGCUCGACAUCUCAAUGUGCAAAUGGUUGCUGCAGAGAAACUAGCACAGUGUCCACAAGAGAUGUUUGAUGUCAUUUUAGAUGAAAAUCAACUAGAUGAUGCAUGUGAACACAUCGCCGAAUAUCUCGAGGCUUACUGGCGAGCAACACACCCGCCAGCUAUUCCACCGCCAUCACAGCAGCCACCAGUAGUGCCUGUCGGUUUACCCAGGCAGAGCCAGAAUCAGGUUCCUGGUCAACAGAAUCCCCAGCAGGCGCAAGCGCAGCAGUUGUCUCCUGGGGCAGUGCCUUCCACUUCUGACCACAACGUAACCACACCUCCCGAUCCUGAAGAAUACCAUUUUCUUGCUGCAAGGGUGUUAUCACCUGAAGGAGCAGUAGUGUACCACCAGCACCAACACGGCCGAUCGAGGUUGGAGCGCGACCGUUCCGAGUACGACGAGUACGAUGAGUACGAUGAUGGAAUAGCACCACUUCCAUUGGCAGCAGCAUACCACCACACCCAUUCCCACCACGAACAUGACCUUCACGACCUCCUCGAAAUACCGCUGCAGAGUGUCCGUCUGGAAGACCCACACCGUGAUCGUACACAUUUCCAUCCUGGACAUCUCGAACGUGUAGUGCACCACGAACAAUCCCAUCACAACCAUCCACGUGUGGGACAUGAACUGCGCGAUCGUACUCACCGUCGUCCGGUACGCCGACCCGACCCUACUUUUGUGCCACACGUGCAGUACGGGCCGUCGAUGGCGAGAAGUGCGGCCAUUGCCGGACCUUCGGGCCUGUCUCUGGGGCCGCCUGUAGGUCGUGAGGAGAGGUACCGGCAGCACCAUUCCGUGCGAGACCCGGCAGAUGACUACCACUCCCCUCACCACACUUCCUCACGCCGACCUCUCAACGCUAUCUAGCUAGAGCUUCUCUCACCGGAGUCCCGAGAAGACGAUGAUGACUAGCGGUGCUAGUCGGGGCUCCGUUGUGAGGUGGCAACGUAGGAACCAUUGCUGAGUGGUGGUUGCAAACAAACAGACUGUCUGUGACAGACAAUUUAUUUAAAAUUCUGUCGAUUACCUGGUCGCAGUGUGACUUUUUGAACAAUUUUUCAUACGGAUUCAGUGAAAUCAUUUGGUGCCACAUACUGCUGAUUAUAAGAGUACUUUAUCAGUGGUGACAAAAUUGUUUUACCAAUUUUGUCCCUGCAGAUUAUGUAGGUGUACAUUGAUUUUACUGUUGGUACAUGUAGAAUGGAAGAGCAGUUUGAGUUUUAUGUUUAAGUUUUUCCUCUCUCCUAAACACGAAGCACAAAUACUUACUCCAUAGGUUAAUAUUGAUAUAUAUUUGACAAUUUGCACAAAAUUUGUUUACGAAGGACAUUUAAAUAGUUCACUGUUGUAGACAGGUAUGUAUCCAGAAGUUAAUUCCCAGCAUUAGAUAAGAUGUUUUUGUUAAAGGCACCUAAAACUUGAUCCAUUUCUUUCCAGCUAACAUAGACUAAAUUACAUUUGCAGUGCAUCAUAAUACAUUCCUUUUGCAAUGCAAUUUGAUAGUGCACCAGUGCAGUUGUUUUCAGAUAUUUUUUAUGUUGCCUGGAUACAUACCUUCUACUACUAAUGACAGAAUAUAUACUCAAAAUUUAACCUUUUCUCUUGACAUCGAAUUCAAAAUGCUGAUGUUUAUAACAAAGUUAUUAUUAAAAAAUCGUUCAGCAUGUCUCAGUAAAUGCAGAAUUUCUUCCAUUUUUGGUAGUGGAAACUUUCAGAUUUUUAGGUUUCCAUGGAACAUGAGGAUCAUACAGCACUCUGUAAGAUACUGGUGCCUAGGUAAUGGCUGAGAUACAGGUAUUAAUUUGUUUACUUCUCAUCACUGUUUUUUUUUUUUCUGUGGUACAGAGAAGUGAACAUCUUUACCUUCUUAUUUUAAGGAAUGUGAUGUUCUGUCACUAUUCAGUAUCUGGGAAGAAUUAGUUUUCCUCUCAAGACUUAAACCUAAAUUUCACCUACCAUAUUGAAAGUGUAGCUCAUUCAUUGUACUAGGAAUUUUCUAAUUUCAUUAAGAUCUAUUUUCACUACACAUCUGCUGGAAAAGACUGUAUACUUUUAUUAAAAUUUCUAAUAAUUAAAAUGUAAGUGCUUUUUUGUCUAAUUCAUGCUUCAGUGUAUAAGUACAUGCUGCUAAUAGUAAGAACAGUGUAAUAGUUAUGGGAAAUGUAAUUAUACUGUGCCAUUUUAAGAAUCUUUUUAGCUUUCUAUAGAUGUUUCUUUUCAAAAAUUUGAUUGCUGUAGAGAAAAUAUUAGUACAAAAAUCAGUUUCAGCCAUUGUCAGUAAAUUGUUUCAGAAUGUAGAUCAAUUUAACAGAGUUAGUUUGUAGUUGGACUUUGUUCAAUUUAUAAUGAGUAGCUGUACAAAAAAGCUCUGGAAUAUCAUUAAGAGUUAUACUGGUUAUGAAUGGAAUUCAAGUGUAAUAGCUGUGACUGUGAUACUUUUUUUUAAUCAAACAAGAGCAUCCGUAACUACAAAGUCAAUAUGGCUGGUGAAAGGCAGAUGGGAGGAUUGCCUAACAGCAGCUUCGUGCAUAAUAAAGGGAGCAAGACAGUCAUAGGUUUUCAGUUUUGUAUCCAAGUCGUGUGGUAUGUGCCCUUGGUUCUUACAGUUUUUAGUCAGUUGAAGAUAAAGCAGGAGUGGCAGUAGUUUCAGUGAAACACCUGCCUUUUUACAGCAGAAGCAAAAGUUUCAAUAAAAGUUCAUCAUUUACAAAUAUUGAAACACAAGAUACUUGCCUUAUUUCUAGGAGAAAUAUUAAGAGAGUUUGCUGUUGGCACUAUCAUAAUUGAAUAUUAUGUAUACAUAAGAAAAUACAUUAUAUAACUGCAUUUAAUCUGUCACAGUAUAUGCUAUUUGAUACAAGAAUUCAUUGCAUAUUAAGCUGUGCAUUAAUGUCAUUAACAUAUAAAUUUUAUCACAGAAGUAAUAAGUUUGUUUUCUAUCAUUGUCUACUGUUUUCCUGUGUCUCAUUUGAAAUGAAAUACAGCUGCAUGCAGCAAUAUAAA
Molecule: messenger RNA, 4828 nt
Organism: Schistocerca gregaria
Lineage: Eukaryota; Metazoa; Arthropoda; Insecta; Orthoptera; Acrididae
Gene: Ca-beta
Product: voltage-dependent L-type calcium channel subunit beta-1
Exons: 14
Coding region: 389-2692 (767 amino acids)
Biological process (GO): calcium ion transmembrane transport; regulation of voltage-gated calcium channel activity; neuromuscular junction development
Cellular component (GO): voltage-gated calcium channel complex
Molecular function (GO): protein binding; high voltage-gated calcium channel activity
Source: RefSeq, a predicted model, not a curated record